Phymastichus coffea is the source of this 2172-nucleotide messenger RNA. It is a transcript of the gene SCOT, whose product is annotated as succinyl-CoA:3-ketoacid-coenzyme A transferase, mitochondrial. The transcript has 8 exons. Gene Ontology annotation, cellular component: mitochondrion. Gene Ontology annotation, biological process: ketone body catabolic process. Lineage: Eukaryota; Metazoa; Arthropoda; Insecta; Hymenoptera; Eulophidae. Gene Ontology annotation, molecular function: succinyl-CoA:3-oxo-acid CoA-transferase activity. The coding region runs from base 361 to 1974 and encodes 537 amino acids. The record is from RefSeq and is a predicted model, not a curated record.
AACUUGCUCGAAAAUGCAGCAAUAAGCAAAACAGAUUACGCAAUGCGACGAUAUCCCUCGCGGUAAGGUUAAACCAACACGUUAUUCUCGGCGAGAACACAUGCGCGUACACUGUAGUUCGGUCAUCGUCAGUCGCGAUUCGCAUAAAAAACAAGUUUAAUCGUUCGCGUUUUACCUCUUCAGAGAAAGCCGGUCCGUCUUGGUGUGCCGGUAGAAGGGGACGAAUCAACUCUUCAUUAGUGCGGACUUAUUUUUCGCCACUGCACUAAGAGCCUCGUACGAGGCGCUAACUGAUAAAAUAAUUCUAGAGUGCCGUGUGAAGGUGUAUCUUUCUCUCUUGUGGAGAUUUUCUUUAACAAAAUGGCCUUUUCGAUAAGCAAAAUUGGAAGAUUGAUAUUUUUAAGAACUGGUGCUGAUUUGGAUUCUUACAAGCUACAUAAAUUAUCAAGAGUACUCACAGUGAAUUUCUCCAUCAAAUCUGAAGUUCCUGAACAAGAGAGCGAUCUUGAAAAACAUCAAGCUCCAGUAGGUGAUGGAAAAGUUUUUAAAUCUGCAGAUGAUGUAGUAUCUGAUAUUCCAAAUGGAGCAAAAUUACUUGUUGGAGGUUUUGGCUUAUGUGGGAUUCCAGAAAAUCUUAUCGAUGCUCUGUUGAAAAGAGGAUCCAAAGAUUUGAUUGUUGUUUCAAAUAAUGCUGGAGUUGAUGAUUUUGGUUUAGGAAAAUUACUUAAAGAUCACAGAAUCAAGAGAAUCAUUGCCUCUUAUGUUGGUGAAAAUGCAGAAUUUGAAAAACAAUAUCUCAAUGGUGAAUUAGAAGUUGAAUUAACUCCUCAAGGUACAUUAGCUGAACGAGUUCGAGCAGGUGGUGCUGGCAUUCCUGCCUUUUACACUCCAACAGCUCUUGGUACCAUCAUUCAUGAGGGUAAUGUUGUUAUCAAAUAUGAUAAAGAUCAAAAUGCAGAAAUAUCUGGUGAACCAAGAGAGUCUGCUCAAUUUGAUGGACGAGAUUAUGUACUGGAGCAUGCAAUCACUGGAGACUUUGCUUUGAUUAAGGCAUGGAAAGCUGAUACAGCUGGAAAUUUAAUUUUUAAAAAGUCUGCCAGAAAUUUCAAUCCUGCCAUGUGUAAAGCAGCAAAAAUUUCAAUUGCUGAGGUUGAAGAGAUUGUGCCUGUUGGUCGGCUGGAUCCUGAUCAUGUACAUUUACCUGGCAUUUAUGUAGAUAGAAUAAUUAAAGGACCAUCAUAUGAAAAACGUAUUGAGAAACGAACAACCAGGCAGACAGUGAAGCCAGCAAAGGUUACACCAGCAAGCAAAGCUAGAAAUAGGAUAAUCAAAAGAGCAGCUCUUGAAUUCAAGAAUGGAAUGUAUGCAAAUUUGGGUAUUGGCAUUCCUAUGUUGGCCAGUAACUACAUCCCCAAAGGUGUGAAUGUAACGUUGCAAUCUGAAAAUGGAAUUCUUGGACUUGGUCCAUUCCCUGAUGAAUGCGAAGUCGAUCCUGAUUUAAUUAAUGCUGGAAAGGAAACUGUUACUGUUCUGCCCGGUGCAUCCUACUUUAGCAGUGAAGAAAGUUUUUCUAUGAUCAGAGGAGGCCACAUUGACUUGACUAUUCUUGGAGCUAUGCAGGUAUCCCAGAAGGGAGAUCUGGCUAAUUGGAUGAUUCCUGGACAGCUGGUUAAGGGAAUGGGUGGUGCUAUGGAUUUAGUAUCAGCUGCAUCUACGAAAGUUGUUAUCACAAUGGAGCACAAAGCAAGAGACGGCAGCCCGAAAAUCUUACCGGAAUGUACACUACCGGUCACAGGCCAGCAAUGUGUUGACUUGAUUAUUACCGACUUGGGCGUCUUCGAAGUAAUCAAAGGUCAAGGAUUGAAGCUCAUUGAAAUCGCAGCAGGUAUUGACAUCAGCGAGAUCGUCAGUUCAACCGGGUGUGAAUUCUCUGUUGCCGAUGAUCUCAAAGAAAUGGGACAAGCUUGCGAGUAAAAAGUGAAAUACUAUUGUUUGUCGAGUUAUAGAUUUAUAAGAUUUCUUUUGUUGACAUUGUUAUCCGAAAAGAGGGAGUUGGACGCGAGAGAAUUUAAUGUACAUAAUUAUAUUCUGACGAAUAUUGUAAAAUAAAUGCAGAUAACGAUUUUUUUACACAUACAUAUAAAUGGAAAAGUUUGUAAUAAAUACGUUCUA